GUUUCAAUGUCGUGGUUUUAUGGUAAUGGGCGAGGAGGUCUCUCCACCAGGUGCAACAACUUAUAUAUAAGGUGAGUGGAGAGUUUUUGGAAGUAACCUUUACCAUCUUUCGUCUGAUAGGAUUUCUGAGAAGCUUCCGAAGAUAGAUUACUUCUGGAAGCCUUACCAUGUUGUAAAUUUGGUUGGCUCCAGAGAGUCCGCUGACGACGAAGAUCAGCAAAGCUGUCAUUUUCCUAGAAAAAGGACAUCCAUCGCCUGGUGCACGUCUAGUUCUACCUCGUCCACCUCGACAAAAUGUUGCUCCUUCACCUUUUACAAUUUUUUGCAGUUGAUGCUGUCCGCGUCAAACAACUUCCACCUUCGAUGGGUGUGAGUGACAUUCCACCGAUGACCGUCAACGACGUCGCUCCCGACGAAGUUUUCUCGGAAAACUAUCCGAAAGACAUCGAAGUGAAAGCCACGACUACUACUACAACAACAACUACUACUACGACGACGACGACCACUGUUGAAGAAGAAGCUCCAGAGUCCUCUAGUAAAAAUACUGCUGAAAAGAAAGGUGAUGGCGAUAAAGCAUCUUCGGAUGAGAAGGAAGACGAAGCAGCUGAGGAAAAUUAUGACUUGUUUCUCUAAUGUCUGAGAAAGGGAACAACUAGUACUAGAGGGGUAUAGUAGAUGAUGAUAGCCGGAGCGUGAACGUGAUCACCUACUUAUGAAUAAUCUUGAUCUUAAGUGAACUCUCACUGUGUACCCAUUUUUCUGAAAGCAAGUAAGUAGAAGUAGAAGUACUUAUAACCUAAUAAAAUGUUGUUCUACUAACUUGUGUCUAACUUUCAGGCGAAGACGAAUCUGCCACCAAUGCCGAAGACGCUGAGACUGAGGCUCCGCCUCCCAGCGAAGAGGAGAAAAAGGCGGCUCAGGCAGAAAAACAGGCACAAGAAGAAGCUGAGAAGCAGCAGAAGGCAGAAGAGGAGGCUGCUGCGCAAGAGGCUGCCAUAAAAUUAGGGCUCAAAAAUGUAGUAGUUCUAGUAAUUCUAUUCGAAAACUCAAAAUAACCGAGUUACUGAAUGAAAUAAGGGAGGUAGCUUAACGUCAAGGCUACCUUUCCUUCUCAUCAGUAUCUCGGUUAUUCUGCUCAGUUACUCGCUUAUUUCAGUUUUUCGAGUAAUUCAUUUCUACAACAAAAUGUUAUUUAUCGCCUAGUGUUUUCCACGACCACUCCACGACGUGGUGGAUUGUUGGGCUCUAAUAGAAGAAGCCCAAGCGAAGCAAAUCAAAGAGCAGGAAAAGCAAAAAGCUGCAGCAGAGGCAAAAGCUGCAGAAGUGGCAGAAGAGAUGCAAGAAGAAGCCGAUAACGCAGCUGCAGAAGCCGAGAAAGAAGAGCAAAAAAAUUAUGAAAUGGUCGGUUGCGUUUCUGAUGCUACCUAAAAAACCCUAAGCUAGCCUUGACUAGUUGUAGUAAAGAGUAAGUAGUAAAAUAGAUUUUUCAUCUUUUUACAUCAAGAUCAACGAGAAGUAGAACAAUAAAGUGCAAACAACUAGACACAUCACAGGAAUUAAAACUUAGAAGAUGAUGACGAGAAGAUCAUGAGUCUUGUACUACAGCAUCUUCAUUGUUAUUCUGUCCAACAUCGGUCUACGAAAUAGGCGACUACACCUUCAUCCCCUCUCUUUCCGCCUUGCUCUAAGAAAUAGAAGCCGCUGCAGACGCUCGCGACACAAUCAACACCGCGUUGCAAGAGGAAGCGGCACUGCUUGCCGCCAAGAAGCAGGAGUCAGACGCCGCGAACAUUGAGUUGGAUGCUUUAUGUUGAAGUGUCGAUUCCAUCGACGUAGUUUCCAGAAGUAGAAACUGACAGUGGUUGUAUAAUCUAGUAUCGGAUGAACAAGCACGCAGUCUAACUCUAAUAUAAUAAAAAUAAAAUAUGUUGUAAAUAAAACGACCUGAGGUGGUCCACUCAUUUUCUCCCUUGUUACUCAAGAACUUUCAUCUCCCCUGAAGAAGCAAAUUGCGGAUUUGGAACCGCAAGUGGAGUCAGCUAAAACUGCUGUUGGCGAAGCUGACAAGGACAAGUCCAUCAAGGCUGAGACAGUGGAAGCGGAGAAGGAUGAACAAGCCAAAGAAGAGGCAGAUAUCAAGAAGGAAGAGGCGGAACUCGCCAAGGAAGAAGAGGAACUAGCUGCUUUGAUGGAAGUAUACUUAUCUUGCAGCUGCUUUGACGGAAGUAUAGUUCUUUUCACAUGGAACAAGAAGGAUGUUGACUACCAGAUCGGUGAAAUGAUUUUGAAAAUGAAGAAAAUCCAAAAUUUUUCUCUUAAUGUUGAGAACAAGCGUGCACUUACAUCUUGUUUCCUCUCACCAACAUCGACCCACAUCUUCUCUUCACCAACAUCGAUCAUUUACAUUUUCUGUUUUUUUACCCACGACUAAACUAAAUGAAUAAUAAAGCAAAUCGCCGUUGCGAAGCAAGAGUUAGAGACCGCCAUUGCCGCACAUGCGACUGCAGUGGGACAUCAUGCGGAUUUGUCAACGCAAUUGGCAGCUUUGAAAAAAAAGCUAGAGCAAUUGCUCAAACUCAAGGCUGAGAUCGAAAACGCGAUCGCUGCUCAUGAGAAACGUAUGAAGGACCUAGCAGAAAGUGAGACUGAAGCGCAGAAAGCUCUGGAGGAGGUGAGAAGUUUGUGAAUUUUUUCUGUUUUUUUUUACUGAACAAGCCGGCGUACAAACUAUUUGUACUGAACUAACUAGGCUAGAAGAUUCUAGCUACUAUUUUUACUGUAGCUUGCUAGAUUCUAGCUACUAUUUAAAUCAAAAACAAAUCCUCCAUUUUUUUACUGGGAGAUUCAGUUUCAGCACCAGUAAAGUACUUUCUUUCUACUUAUAUUAACAGGAACAAUUCCAUUCUUCCUUCGAAAAAUUUUUUAGGCAAGUGGGAAAUAAAAUCAAUAGCAUACUUUUCAGGCAAUGGCGAAGGCCGCGAAUUCAGAGCUGCAGGCAGCACAGAAAGCUACUGCCGCGAAGAAAGCCCAACCUCCGGUUAAGGUUUAAUCAUGUAAUUCGUGCAUUCUUUACAACUACAACGUGCCAUUCAUCUUUAUUACAACUGUUGCCUUCUUGAUAGAAUAGAAUAGGUGGAUAAAAAUAAACGUACCUACCUCCUGGAAGAGUGAGGGGGAGCCUAAGAAGAAGAGAGUUGCUUGCUUGAGCUCUAAUCCGGGAAUCAAGGUCUCAACACCUGUGAUCGUCGCCUCUGCGGUCGCUGGCGUGGGAGCGGUUGGGGGCGCAGCCUAUUUCUUCAUGGGCGGCUUUGCAUAGAUUGAUACUUGACUAAGUAAGUACAUGUACUUCUUAACGGAACCGGAAGUAACUAGUAACUAGUUUUGAUUGGAAUGAGAAAGAGAAUGGGAAAAAUAUUUCGAAGAACUUCUAGAUUUGUAAAUCAAAUGCGGAUAACGCUUGAUACUGCUAGCACUCACAUACAUGGCACCUCCUAUUCAUCGAGUCUAUUUUUUUUUCGUCCUCCUGCCUGGCUACAUAGAUCAAGUAUGCAACUUGCUCCGCAUAGUAAUCGACUUCAUAGCAAUCAUGAUCUUGGAUAGGCAUGUACAAGUUUGUUGAACAGUGAAAAGAUGCUAGAAGUGGGCAUACUGCAAACACAACAUACAAACAUGCGAGACGAGGAAUCGUUGUUUUUUCCCAUAAUCAAGUAUCAACUAGAAAAUGUUGUUGAAUCUUUGUGCCGAAUUAAGGUCACUGAC
Messenger RNA from Amoebophrya sp. A25, 3759 nucleotides. The record is from the annotation of a GenBank genome assembly. NCBI's taxonomy places the organism in Eukaryota, Dinophyceae, Syndiniales, Amoebophryaceae.